Molecule: messenger RNA, 1824 nt
Organism: Cuscuta europaea
Lineage: Eukaryota; Viridiplantae; Streptophyta; Magnoliopsida; Solanales; Convolvulaceae
Source: the annotation of a GenBank genome assembly
CCUUUCACAUUCUUGACUCGUUUCAUCACUUUCAUGUUCGGUUCUCUCCUUCCCCAGUUACCAUGAGUGCGCUUGAACUGGCAAUAUCCUCAACCCACCGAUUUGAAAAGCAUCAAAUUCCCAUUCUGCGUAUGAGAAGUGGGAUUCUCUGAUCACAAAUAUGUAUGCUCUAGCUAUACAUGCUCUGUUUUAUCUUCAUUCUCUCUUCUUACUCGGUCUCUCUUUCGUCUAAACUUCUAAUAACCUUAGUUUUCUUUUGCCGGUAAUUGCCUGAGAUUGCCAACACCGUUUCAUUUUCGGCUCCUCUAGAUCAAGUAUGCUCCACAAUUAAAUUCUUAAUGUUAAAUUUCUGACCCGAUUGGAUCCGGUUCUGGAAAAUUUGAAGGUAUUGGAAUCAAGCCAGAGCCAAUCGAGGGAGGAAUAGGGGAGCUGCAGAUAGAAGCUCGAAACCUGGAAACAAAAUGGCUGAUAAUUUGGCUCCUGAGAAGCGUCGCAGCUUCAUCCAUAACGAUGAUGAUACAAGGCAUGUCACCCUUGAGGAGAGGGAUAGUGGACAGACAUGGCCUUCUACUGUCAUGGAUCAAGGUCAGUUGGAUCCUUAUGCCACAGACCUUGCAUCUCCAUCCAGCCAUCGCCGCUCCUGCCUUGUCGUCGGGAAUUACUGCCAUGAUGUUCUGAUCAAAGACAACAGCGUCAUCGCAGAAUCCAUUGGGGGCGCCACCUCCUUUAUUUCUUCCGUGCUCGAUGGAUUCAAUGUCGCGUCAUGUUAUGUUUCCAAGGUCGGUCCUGAUUUUGCUUACCCCAUUACCCACCGGCCUCUGGUUUCACCUUCUUUGCGAACGACUGUAUUCCAUGCCUAUUUCUCGUCUGAAAUCAAGCGCCAGGAUCGGAUUCUUAAGCGGGUUAGGGCUUGUGAACCGAUCUCAGCCUCUGAUCUCCCCAACUCGAAAUUCGAUUUCGGGUUGGCCGUCGGUGUUGGCGGGGAGAUUUUACCCGAAACCCUCGAGCGGAUGAUCGAUAUCUGUGAGACAGUCCUUGUUGAUAUCCAAGCGCUGAUUCGGGUCUUUGACCCAGCAGAUGGAACAGUGAACCACGUUGACCUGAACCAAACUGGGUUCUUAUAUCUACUCCCUAGAAUAGGGUUUUUGAAGGCCUCGUCAGACGAGGCGCCGUUCUUGGACAUGGAGGAGGUGAGGAAGCGAUGUUGUGUAGUGCUGACCAAUGGCAAUGAGGGCUGCACGGUGUUCACCAAGGAUUCAGAGCUAAAGAUUGCGCCAUUUCCUACCAUUCAAGUCGAUCCAACAGGAGCUGGGGAUAGCUUUCUGGGUGGGUUUGUAACCGGACUUACUCAUGGAUUAACCGUGCCCGAUUCCGCAUUAUUGGGGAACUUCUUUGGGUCGCUGACUGUCCGGCAAAUGGGACAUUCCAAAUUUGACCCUUGGCUGUUACAGAGGGUGAAAGAAGAGGUGGAUAAGAGGAGAGAGGAUCAUUUUGAUGGCCUGCAGUUUUUUAGAGCUCUUGAUGCUGCGAGAUCAUCAUCUCCUGCGGGAAGCUUUCUCCAGAAAAGUAAGACGGAAUUGCCAAACAACACUAGUGGAGCAAAGUGCAAUGAUCAAUCUUUGCUUCCUUCCAUCUGUGAAAAAGAACCCUAUUCAAUUGGUUGAAACAAACAGUGAUUUGGUUUGUAGUGUAUAUUUUUUCCCUACAUGUCUCCUAUCUGAAAUUAGUUGGUUUAUAAAUAAAGCUUAUGGAAAUCAGACUAUGUUAUCUAUUUCAUGCUGAGCUUUUUCCGAGAUAAUGCUAAUUUAAAAAAUAAUUACAAAG